ACUUUGUUAUUUAUUAAUAUCCUUUUUAUACACAGUAAUUUGAUCAGAAAGCUUCUUACAAUAGUUUUCUUUUGUGUGUUAUAAUAAUUUGCUAAAAAUUAAUAUAAUUAUGUCCCAGGAAAAAAAAGAUCUGGAUGUAAAUGAAGUCUUUGAAGAUUUAUUGUUCGCGGAAGAAAUCGCACAAAAGUCAGGCUACGAGAAAGGCUAUGAGAGUGGCAGGGAACAGCUGCUAAAGGGAUACCAUCUCGGAUAUCACAGAGCCAGCAUAAUUGCUGCACGAUUAGGAUAUUACAGCGGAGUAUUGGAACACUAUUUACAAAAUAAUGAUAUCGCUAAAUGCGAGAAAGCGAUGACAAUAGCCAAGAAGCUCUUGGAAGAUAUUCGCAGCACUCUUCCCAAUCACCAGGAUGACAAUCUGAACAUUCUACAGGCUGUGGAAGAUAUUAAGUUUAAAUAUGCCAAAUUUUGUUCGCUAGCAAAAAUUAGUCCGCUAUAUCCAGAAACAGAUAAACUCGAAUUUUAAUACAAUGAU
Messenger RNA from Atta colombica, 532 nucleotides. RefSeq lists its product as uncharacterized. The record is from RefSeq and is a predicted model, not a curated record. The transcript has 2 exons. Bases 110 to 523 code for a protein of 137 amino acids. Lineage: Eukaryota; Metazoa; Arthropoda; Insecta; Hymenoptera; Formicidae.